Messenger RNA from Debaryomyces hansenii CBS767, 1134 nucleotides. RefSeq names its product inositol pentakisphosphate 2-kinase (gene IPK1). Bases 1 to 1134 code for a protein of 377 amino acids. Gene Ontology annotation, biological process: inositol phosphate biosynthetic process. Gene Ontology annotation, cellular component: nucleus. The transcript has a single exon. The record is from RefSeq and is a predicted model, not a curated record. Gene Ontology annotation, molecular function: ATP binding; inositol-1,3,4,5,6-pentakisphosphate 2-kinase activity. NCBI's taxonomy places the organism in Eukaryota, Fungi, Ascomycota, Pichiomycetes, Serinales, Debaryomycetaceae.
AUGGAAAUUUAUAAGAUAACCACACCAGGAGAGUGGACAUACUUUGCAAAAGGCAAUGCUAAUAUAUUGUUCAAGUAUACUGGUAGCAAUGAUUAUUUAAGGCAUAAACUAUUAAGAGUCAGAUUAUUGAAGGAAGAUGAACAAUACAUCUCUACUUGCGAACUAUACGAUUUUAUCGAAUUGAAAUGCAAACCAUUAUUUCCUCAUCAAAUCAUUGAUAUUCAGUUAGUAGUGUUGACAACUGAUUUUGUUAACCAAUUGAAUAAUGAAGGGAAUAAAUUAAUGGUAAAAGAAAGGUAUGGAUUGUUAUUGCCAAAUAUACUAGAUGGUGAUUAUUGUAAACAAUUCUUAUCCAGAAAUUGCCAACUAUAUAUUGGAACUGAUACUACCGUCCAAGAAGCUGGCGUAAAUAGGAAUACAGUACCUGAAAAAUUGCAAGGUCAAGAACAGAAGAAAUUACAGAAACAAGAGCAAUUCAACAAUGAUAUUGAUUCAGUUAUAUUUGAAAUAAAACCGAAAUGGUUAUAUGACAACAUUUCUUCAAAUUAUUGUCGAACUUGUCUGCUUAAUCAGUUAAGAGGUUUUCAAAGACAUUUUUGUCCCCUUGAUUUAUUGUAUGAAGAAACAAUUGAUCAAGGCCUAGAUGAUAUACUCCUGCUCAUACCGCAAGAUUUACUAAUAGAAAUAUCUGAAACCAAUAAAAUCCCAGUCAAGCAGUUAUUUCGAAUUUUUUUAAAUAACCCAAAUAAUGUAUUUCAGAAAUUAAAGGAAUAUCAAAGAAUAAAUAAUAAGAAUGACUUGAUUAAGAAUAUUACUUCCAUAUAUGAUGUCCUGCAGAACCUUUCGUUGGUAAUGACUUUAAGAGAUGUUGGGCUAUUUAUUAAAUUUGAGAAGUAUAACAAGUAUAAUAAUAUCCAUAAUUCACACAACAACAUUAAUAAUCUAAUCAAUAUUGAAGGAUAUGGUAAAUUUUUGUUAACCUGUAACAUAUAUGAUUUAGAUUUGAAAUCGAAAUUAAAAUACAAACAUUGGCUUGAUACUGAAGAGAAGUUGCAAAGUAUAUAUAAUUCUUCAAAUCCAGAUUGGAGACAUUGCGUCAAGGUUCAUGAUAAUACUAAUAACUUAGGAACCUAA